AUGUUGCAAAAGCUUUCAAUCACCGCGUUGAUUGGGUUGUUGUCUUCGGCAGCAUCUUUCGCCAACGCCGAUUGUACUUACUCUGGUGGUAAUUACUACUGUGCUCAAACCGAUGCCAUCGUUUACUCUAACGUUGGUUUAUCUGCUACUUACCAGGAUGUCACCAACAUGGAUGAAUCUUCUUGUUCUUGUACCCAGGCCGACUUUACUUCUUCCGGCAGUUUGGCUCCAUUCAACGAAGAGUUAUCCGUCCAUUUCAGAGGUCCAAUUGAAUUAUUGCAAUUCGGUGUUUACUAUCCAAACGGAGAAUCCAAAGCCUUGAAGAAGAGAUCCGAGGCACAGCUAAUUGAAUCUUGUAACGAGCAAGGUGAAGCUGUCGUCUCCAGACACAAACAUCAGCACAGGAGAGAUGUUGCUGUCGAAUAUGUCCAAGUCACUUCUACCGUUUACGUCGAUGGUAGCGGUGAAACCGUUACUGCUGACUCCACCAACACUGUUGUCGGUCCUGCCGUUCCAUCUGCUUACACUCAAGUUUCUACCGUUUUGUCCAACACCGCUCAAACGACUGAAACCGGUGCAAGUCCAUCAUCUGCUUCCUCUUCCAAGACUACCACCACCACCUCCUCUUCUGCUGCUGCUGCUGCUUCGUCUUCUUCAUCUUCCAACACCAACGGUGACUGGUCAAGGGGCUCUUACUUUGUCCCAGGCUCUACCAGUAACUGUACUUUCAUGAACAACCAGGGUGGAAGUGCCGGUUCUGGUGUAUGGUCUAGUUGUUUCGGUAACUCCAUCUCCUUUGCUGCUUCUGACGGUACUUCCGGUGCCGCUUCUCCUCAAGCCCUUGGUGAUGUUACCUUGGCAUCCGGUAAUGAAUUUAUGAUUUUCUCUGGUGAUGAAUGUUCUGGCAACAAUGCUGAAUGUGGUUACUACAGGGAAGGUAUCCCAGCUUACCGUGGGUUUGGUGGUGCUGACAAAAUCUUUGUUUUCGAAUUUUCCAUGCCAAGUGACACUAGUGGCUCUGCUUACAACCAAGACAUGCCAGCUAUCUGGCUGCUGAACGCCAAAAUCCCAAGAACUUUGCAAUACGGUGAUGCAUCUUGUUCUUGUUGGAAGACUGGUUGUGGUGAAAUGGAUCUCUUCGAAAUCUUAACCGCUAAUUCUGAUAAAUUGAUCUCCCAUAUUCACGACGGUCAAGACGGUGGUACUCAAGACUAUUUCAACAGACCAACUGAUGGUUCUUUGAAAGCUGCUGUCAUUUUCAACUCAAGUGAUGAAACUAUUCAUAUUAUUGAAGUCGAUGAGAGUUUCGAUGAAUCUUUGAGCGAUGAUGUCGUUGACCAAUGGUUAAGCAAAGCUGGUUCUUCUGCCGCUCUGCCAUGA
Saccharomyces eubayanus is the source of this 1380-nucleotide messenger RNA. RefSeq names its product Tos1p (gene TOS1). The record is from RefSeq and is a predicted model, not a curated record. The coding region runs from base 1 to 1380 and encodes 459 amino acids. NCBI's taxonomy places the organism in Eukaryota, Fungi, Ascomycota, Saccharomycetes, Saccharomycetales, Saccharomycetaceae. The transcript has a single exon. Gene Ontology annotation, cellular component: fungal-type cell wall.